AUGGGACUCCUUGCUCUUACAAAACAACGAUUAAAAAUGAUGAGGAAGAGUGAAUUUGGAUCUUUAAUGGAAGAUGUCUCUUCUUUUUGUGAUAAACAUGAUACAAUGAUUCCAAAGAUGGAUGCUCGCUACUUUCGUAGGAAGCUGAAGCGUAAAUCUCUUGAUGUUACAUAUUCUCAUCAUUUGCGUGUCGACAUUUUUUAUGCCGUUAUUGAUUUGCAGUUUCAAGAGCUUAAUCGUUGCUUUGAUGUUGUGAGUACUGACUUACUCCUCGGUAUGGCUAGCUUAAAUCUAUUUAAUUCAUUUGGUUAUAUUGAUAAGAACAGAAUAAUGAGGUUGGCCAAAUAUUAUCUGAAUGCGUUUGAUAGAAGCAAGCUUCGAGAUCUCAGUUGUCAGCUUGAUAGUUUUAUAGUUUAUGCCUGUGGUAUUGACAAGAGGUUCUUUGGCUUAAAGGGGAUUAGUGAUCUUGCUAAAGUGUUGGUUAAGUCAGAUCUGCAUCAAACUUGGCCACUUAUUUAUUUGCUUAUCAAGUUGACUCUCAUUCUUCAUGUUGCUACAACUUCCGUGGAAUGA
Molecule: messenger RNA, 573 nt
Organism: Nicotiana tabacum (common tobacco)
Lineage: Eukaryota; Viridiplantae; Streptophyta; Magnoliopsida; Solanales; Solanaceae
Source: RefSeq, a predicted model, not a curated record